AUUGGAACUUUUACAGGUUAUUCAGCGUUGUGGAUGGCCGAAUGUCUACAAGGACGAGGAUCAGGUGCCAAAGUAGUCACGUUGGAAAACAACGAAAAGUUUUUUAAGGUGGCAAAAGAGAACAUUGAGUCUUCUGGACUUGGACACCUGAUUGAGAUGAAGUUUGGCGAUGCAAGAGAGAC
This is a messenger RNA of Racocetra persica, 182 nucleotides long. NCBI's taxonomy places the organism in Eukaryota, Fungi, Glomeromycota, Glomeromycetes, Diversisporales, Gigasporaceae. The record is from the annotation of a GenBank genome assembly.